CCAUUCAAGAUGGCGUUAAUACUUAAGUCGCUUAUCCUCUUACUUUUAGUCGCGUUUGUUUGCGCAAAGACAGUAAAACAGUCGAAAAAUGAUAAAGAAACGCUAGAAAAAUAUAUAGAAGAUAAAAAGAAAGAGAUAAAUCCUAGAUGGAGACUGCAUUAUCACGUGGCAGGGCCUGUUGGAUGGAUCAAUGAUCCAAACGGGUUCUCGUACUACAAGGGAGAAUACCACCUCUUCUAUCAAUUUUACCCUUACGCUGCAAAAUGGGGACCUAUGCACUGGGGUCAUGUCACUAGUAAAGAUCUGGUCAACUGGAAACAACUACCAACAGCUCUCUUACCAGACGAAGAACAGUGCUUCUCAGGUAGCGCAGUGGUCGAUGGUGACACCCACGUACUCAUAUAUACUGCUCAUGAAAAUUUGGCCUCUGGUCUCUCCAACGAAUCGCAGUACUUAGCGUUUAGCGACGAUGGUGUCAAUUACGACAAAUUCAAAGGGAAUCCCGUCAUACCCCAAGCUCCCAACGGAUCCCCUGACUUUAGAGACCCUAAAGCCUGGAAACAUGGUGAUCACUGGUACGUUAUCAUCGGGAGCAAAACCACAGACGAACGAGGCAGAGUUUUACUGUACAGAUCCGAAGAUUUGAUCGAAUGGGAGUUCUUGACUAUUUUGGGCGAAUCUAAAGGCGAUUUAGGAUACAUGUGGGAGUGCCCGGAUUUCUUCGAGCUGGACGGAAAGUUUGUACUGCUGAUGUCUCCUCAGGGCAUGAAACCAGAAGGUGAUAGAUACAAGAAUCUCCACCAGACUGGAUAUAUAAUUGGCAGUUUCAACUACGAUACGUUAGAGUUUACUCCUGAUGUUGGUUUCCAAGAGAUGGACUACGGACAUGACUUUUAUGCUGCGCAGACAAUGGAACAUAAUGGCAAAAGGUACGUGGUCGGCUGGUUUGCCAUGUGGGAGUCUCCCUUCUUGGAAGACGUUGAUGGAUGGGCAGGCGCCAUGACUAUCAUUCGUGAGUUGAGUAUUGUGAACAAUCGCAUCAUUAUGAAGCCUUUGGACGACAUGGUGUCUUUAAGAGAAUCUUUAGUUGCUAGUGGUGAUUUCAGAACCAAUGUACCUGUGGUAUUUGGUAAGACUGCUGAGAUUGUUAUUGACGGGGAUUUGAAUAAGAAUAUGGAUUUCCUUCUAGAAGGUACGGAAGGAGGAGAGAAGGGGUGGAUUAAGUGGGACUCAGAAAGUAGAAAAGUAGGAAUAGAGAUCGAUGGUGAUGUAAGGCAGGUGGAAUGGUACCCUAUAGGAUCGACGACUUUAAGGAUCUUUCUAGACGCCAGUUCUGUGGAGUUGUUCUGUGGUGAGGGAGAAGUAGUUUUCAGCAGCAGGUUGUACCCUGAAGGUGGAUGGAAGGUCACUAACAAGAACGUUCAAGAUGUCAAGAUUGAGGCGUAUUCUUUGAAGAGAAGUGUCCCGGAAUAAUAGCUACAUACUUUUUUACAAGAUAACGAUUUUUUACAAGAUAACGAAUUUUUAUAAGGGACUAGGUUUAUACAUAAAGUACAAAGUACAUUAAACCGGAAAAAAUGCAUGAAGACUUUAAUGAGAGUGGAAGAAGCAGUAGUGGUGUGUCAGGAUAGUAGUAAGUGGAAUUCCAUGGUCUCUGCCUACCCCAAUGAGAAAUAUGUGUGAUCUUAUGUAAGUAGGCCAAUUAGGAUGGUAACGUUACUCCCAAAAACUCGACUUUGACUUUGACUUUGACCUUGACUUUAGACUUUAUUUCGUUUCGUUUGGUUUCGUUUUUUUAUUAUUUUGUGUGUAAUCUUCACAUAAAUUGAAUCUACUGGCGUCAUACUUAGAUUAUUUCAUACUUUAGAACAUACUUUGUAAAUAAUUUAUGAGGUAGAUAUACUUAUAUAAGAAAUAUAUUUUCAAAAUUUAAAUUAUUUUUUUUAAAUAAAAUCUUUAUAAAAUUAA
Messenger RNA from Pectinophora gossypiella (pink bollworm), 1968 nucleotides. It is a transcript of the gene Suc1, whose product is annotated as sucrose-6-phosphate hydrolase-like. Gene Ontology annotation, cellular component: cytoplasm. Gene Ontology annotation, molecular function: beta-fructofuranosidase activity. The record is from RefSeq and is a predicted model, not a curated record. Gene Ontology annotation, biological process: carbohydrate metabolic process. The transcript has a single exon. Bases 10 to 1473 code for a protein of 487 amino acids. NCBI's taxonomy places the organism in Eukaryota, Metazoa, Arthropoda, Insecta, Lepidoptera, Gelechiidae.